AUGCCCUUCGGCGAGGUCGUGUGUGGUGCACCAGGUAGCGGUAAAUCGACGUACUGCUACGGAAAGCAUCAACUAUUCACUGCAUUCCAACGGCCCAUUUCCAUCGUCAACCUCGACCCAGCGAACGACUCUUUGCCAUAUCCAUGUGCGAUUGACAUUUCCGAGCUCAUCACCCUCCACGAUGUUAUGGACAAGUUCGGUCUUGGACCUAACGGGGCCAUGCUUUACUGUAUGGAGUAUCUCGAAGCAAACUACGAUUGGCUUGAGGAAAAGCUGAAGGACCUCGGAGGGGAUGCAUAUGUGCUCUUCGAUCUUCCAGGGCAAGUCGAGUUGAGCACGAACCACGAGAGCGUGAAGCACAUCGUGGAGAAGUUGACGAAGUCUGGCUUCAGGUUGGCCGCUGUGCAUCUCUGCGACGCCCAUUAUAUCACAGAUGCUUCAAAGUACAUCUCAAUUUUGCUCCUAUCCCUACGUGCAAUGCUGCAACUCGAACUGCCACACAUAAACGUGCUAUCAAAGAUCGAUUUGCUGGGUCAAUAUGGUGACCUGGAAUUCAACCUCGACUUCUACACCGAGGUUCAGGACUUGAGCUACCUCGCCAACAGCCUUUCUUCCUCACUUCCACCACGUUUCGCGGCGCUCAAUAUAGCCCUGAUAUCCCUCGUUGAAGAUUUCUCUCUAGUCGGCUUCGAAACGCUCGCAGUGGAGGACAAAAGUUCAAUGCUCAACCUCACUCGAGCAAUCGACCGCGCAAACGGCUACGUCUUUAUCCCCAAGCCCGUACCUGGGAACCCUUCUGGUCCGCCUGGCACGGUAAAUGCGCCCAAUUUACCGCCAAGUGCCCGUCCGAACACCUACGCUCUGUUUUCGAGUGCAGCCGGUCCAUUGAAGGGACCAGGUGCGCACGCUCGAGAUAUUCAGGAAAGGUGGAUAGAUGAGAAGGAAGCUUACGAUGCCUUUGAGAAGAGAGAGUGGAGGAAAGAGGGCGAGAUGAUACGGGACGCGGAGGCGAGGAGGAAGGCAGCCGAAGAAGUGGCGAAGAAGAAAGAAGGCACCGAACGGCAAAGGGGUGGAAUCAGGAUAAGGGAGAGAAAGGAUCCACAGAAGGAUAGGCUUCACAACCAGAUGGACGUGUCAGAGGGAUAA
Molecule: messenger RNA, 1146 nt
Organism: Cyclocybe aegerita
Lineage: Eukaryota; Fungi; Basidiomycota; Agaricomycetes; Agaricales; Hemipholiotaceae
Source: the annotation of a GenBank genome assembly